AUGGCUCUCCGAAUCCUCUCGGCUGUCGCCGUGGCAGCUACCGUUAUGCUCCAGGCGAUGGCUCUUCCACGCCGCAUAUUCACCGCCUGGGACAUCAACCACCACCCGGUGAAUCCGCCAACCCACAACGUCACGAUCCCUCAGCCCUGGGUCUGUCCUAACCCGGACCUGGAGCUCGACCCGAUCGAGUGUCCGCCUGGCACUAAGGGUGGAAUUCCGAAAGCCAUCGAUCUCUUCAGAGUCCGGGUCGGGUGCAACAAUCUCCGGUGCCCGCAUGACUGGGUGUUUGUCGACGCGGGCAUGCCCAGAUUCGAGCACACCUGCCCCCGACACGCGGUGGUGGCGGCGGCCAACUGGCGAAAAUACUGCCGUCUCGACCCCCCUUUCUACAUGGAACCCCUGGACUGGUGCGGCACGGGAUCAGAGCCUAUGGACGCGACCAUGGACGCCCCCAGCAUCGAGCGGUGCUGCGGUCAGUGGGUGAGCGUCAAGGAUCCGUACUACAAAGACUAUCCCACGGCGAUCCUGCCCGAUCUCAGUGUGGUGGAGAACAAGAUCGAAGAGGGAGAAGAGAUGCGCCGUGUGCUCAAGCCCCACGCGUGGGAGUUCAACAUCGACAACGGCUACUGUCGCACGUGGAUGGCGGAAGACGAGGCGACGUUCCAGUACUUUAUGCAGAACCUGGCGUCCUGGGACGUCGACGACGCGGAUCUACUGGGGCAUGGUGGGCCGAGAUACAACAUCAAGUGGGACCAGGACAUGGCGUGGGGGCACCUGCCGGAGUGA
Molecule: messenger RNA, 786 nt
Organism: Fonsecaea erecta
Lineage: Eukaryota; Fungi; Ascomycota; Eurotiomycetes; Chaetothyriales; Herpotrichiellaceae
Exons: 1
Coding region: 1-786 (261 amino acids)
Source: RefSeq, a predicted model, not a curated record